Molecule: messenger RNA, 5061 nt
Organism: Thamnophis sirtalis
Lineage: Eukaryota; Metazoa; Chordata; Lepidosauria; Squamata; Natricidae
Source: RefSeq, a predicted model, not a curated record
AUGACUACAGAAUCUGGUUCAGACUCUGAAUCCAAAGAUCAGGAUCAAGAGCAGAAAGAAACAUCUGGUGAACAAGAAAAAGCAACCCAAGAACAGCAGUCACAGCAAGCGAAGGAAGAGCACCAGAAUGCAUUAGAACAGUUUUCCAGUGUUGCAGCCCAUAGCACUCCGGUAAAAAAGGAACAGGCCACCAACAAAGAACGUGAAGUAGCUGCUGCCGUGGCAAAGCAGCUGGAAUAUCAGCAAUUUGAAGACGACAAACUCUCCCAAAAAUCAUCCUCAAGCAAACUCUCCCCCUCUCCUUUAAAGAUUGUGAAAAAACCAAAAAAUAUGCAGUGCAAAGUAAUCCUUCUGGAUGGUUCCGAAUAUGGCUGUGAAGUAGAGAAGCGCUCAAAGGGCCAGAUUCUUUUUGACAAAGUAUGUGAGCACCUGAACCUCUUGGAAAAAGAUUAUUUUGGACUCACUUACAGAGAUAUGGAAAACCAGAAGAAUUGGUUGGAUCCAGCUAAGGAAAUUAAAAAGCAGAUCCGAAGUGGUGCUUGGCAUUUCUCGUUCAAUGUUAAAUUCUACCCUCCAGAUCCUGCCCAACUUUCUGAAGAUAUUACAAGGUAUUAUCUCUGCUUGCAGCUGCGAGAUGACAUUGUGUCUGGACGAUUGCCAUGUUCUUUUGUCACACUUGCACUAUUAGGCUCCUAUACAGUUCAGUCAGAGCUUGGAGACUAUGAUCCUGAUGAAUAUGGGAGUGACUAUGUCAGUGAAUUCCGCUUUGCACCAAAUCAUACUAAAGAACUGGAAGAUAAAGUAAUAGAGCUUCAUAAAAGCCAUAGGGGAAUGACACCUGCAGAAGCAGAGAUGCACUUUCUGGAAAAUGCCAAAAAACUGUCUAUGUAUGGAGUAGAUCUACAUCAUGCCAAGGAUUCUGAAGGAGUUGAAAUCAUGUUAGGUGUUUGUGCAAGUGGUCUCUUGAUUUAUCGAGACAGACUCAGAAUAAACAGAUUUGCUUGGCCUAAGGUUCUCAAAAUUUCAUAUAAGAGGAAUAACUUCUACAUCAAAAUACGACCAGGAGAAUUUGAGCAAUUUGAAAGUACAAUCGGAUUUAAAUUACCAAAUCAUCGUGCUGCAAAACGUCUAUGGAAAGUAUGUGUUGAACAUCAUACAUUUUUCAGACUCUUGCUACCAGAAGCUCCUCCAAAAAAAUUCCUCACACUAGGUUCUAAGUUUCGCUACAGUGGAAGGACACAAGCCCAGACAAGAAGAGCGAGUGCACUGAUUGAUCGCCCUGCACCUUACUUUGAACGUUCCUCAAGUAAACGCUACACAAUGUCUCGCAGCCUAGACGGGGCAUCAGUGAAUGAAAACCAUGAAAUGUACAUGAAGGAUUCUAUGUCUGCUGCAGAGGUUGGUACUGGCCAGUACACUACAACAAAGGGCAUCUCUCAAACAAACUUGAUAACUACCGUAACCCCAGAGAAGAAAGCAGAAGAAGAGAAAGAUGACGAAGAGCUAAAAAAGAAAGAAGAGGAAGGCACUCCAGUUUCAGCGAUACGGCACGAUACUAAGCCACUUUUGCCUGGCAUUGAUUCAUUAACCCCCUUGCCAUCCUCACCAACUGGUCCCUUUGCAUCUUCAACAGAACUCCAUAGGAGGAGGUGUAAGGAGAAUAAUAAAAAAAUAUUAGAUGGUGAAUCAUUAAAAAACACCAGUGAAAAGCACGAUGAGACAGAUUUGAACUUGAGCAGAAAAGGAAGAGCUUAUUCUAUUGAACAUGAUAUGGCAUUUAAUUAUAAGCAAAAGGCCAGAAAAGGUGGAACAUUAUUUUCCUUCUCCUUGCAACUUCCAGAAUCAUUCCCUUCUCUCCUGGAUGACGAUGGCUACUUAUCCUUUCCAAAUCUGUCUGAAACAAACAUCCUGCCACAAAGUGUGCAGCAUUUCCUUCCCAUUCGCUCACCUUCCCUCGUGCCUUGUUUCCUUUUCAUCUUUUUCUUUUUGCUUUCUGCUUCUUUCUCUGUACCCUAUGCUCUCACUCUCUCCUUUCCCUUGGCUAUGUGCCUCUGCUACCUGGAGCCCAAGGCGGCCUCCUUGACUGCUUCACUUGAAAAUGACCUGAGUGACAGUUCAGACGAAGAGACUGACAGUGAAAGGACUGACACUGCAGCAGAUGGUGAAACCACUGCCACAGAGUCAGAUCAGGAGGAAGAUGGUGAUCUCAAAGCACAGGAACUAGAUAAAACCCAGGAAGAUCUGAUAAAACACCAGACUAAUAUAAGUGAGCUGAAGCGGACAUUCUUAGAAACCACUACAGAUAUCUCAGGGACUAAUGAGUGGGAAAAGAGACUUUCAACAUCCCCAGUCCGGCUUGCUGCAAGACAUGAAGAAGCCCCUAUGAUUGAACCACUUGUGCCUGACGAGACCAAAGAAUAUAAAGAAAAAUCUGAAAAACGUAUAUUUUUACAGAAGGAAAGCACUGCCUUUCUUGAUUCUCAGGGCACUGAGGAUUGGGUUAUUGUAGACAAAGUACCGAUUGAGGUAGUUGAUGGUGAAUCGAAAACCAUUGUGACAUACAAAUUAAUGACUGUGAGCAGUAAAACUGGUGACAUCCCACCUGAGCUUUUAAAACACAGUAUCACUGACAUACAGAGCUUUGAGGACUUGGAAGGUGAAUUGCUCUCAAAAGAUGACAAUAAGCAGAAAAUGUAUACUUUAGGAAAAUCCUACGAUACUGUUUCUGGGAAAAUUGUAACCAUGACCACUAAAGUAAAAGAAGGAGAAAAAAUGCCACCAUUUCAAAACACAGAUAUGGCAAUGCCAGAAUCUGUGAAAAUCAUUCCUGUAGUAGCAGAAUAUGAAAUUCUAGAACCAGUAACUGAUGAGAACACCAGAAGAUUAUCUGAUGCCAAAAGGAGGGUCUCUGAGUCCUUGACACCAAUUAAAGAAGCAGACUCCCGACUCCAAAGUCCAGAAGAAGAAAAUGGGAAAAAAACACUAAAGGCAGAUCAAGAUUUGCAGUUGCCCGAUACGCUGGGAAGUGUACAGACAGCCAAAGCUGAAAAAUCGCUGGAGAGUGAGCAACUUGGUUGGAAAACUAAACCUGAAAGGAAACAUGGCAGACAGCCACCUUUUACCAUUGCUACUGCUCACUAUGUCACUGAGUCAUCAGCAUCAAGAGUAGUGACAAAACAACUCUCCGAUGAAAAAACUUUGGAUGGUUCUGGUAUCUUCACUUUAAUAGAAUCUGCAAGAAAACCAACUGAGUUCAUAGGAGGGGCUACAGCUACUUCACAUAGCUGGGCACAGCGAACAGAAACAAAAACUGAGGAGGAAAAGAAAGCAGAGGAGCAACAGCAGGAAACCAUCAAGAAGGUUGUGCAGGAAACUUUAAUAGUCAAGGAGAAACAUGUAAUGAGUUUGCAUGCAAGUGAGGAUGCUGCUAAAUUGGCUGGCCUUCAGCUGGAUGCUACAGCACAGACAAUAUCUCAUGUGGCUUCUAGCAUUAAAGGGAAAGAGGGCUCUGCUCUCACUGAGGGUGCUAAAGAGGAAAAAGCUGCAACCCAACAGGAAGAAACUGCUACUAUUUCUCAUGAUCUACAAGAGGAACAGAGUAAAUCAGCCCAUAUUUUGAAUACACAAGAAAGCAAACCUCUUUUUGAGUCACCCAUUGUGAAGACUGAGGCAGUCAGUUUUGACAGUGCUUCUCUGGGUGGAGAGAAAUCGGAAAUUUCUAUGAAAGAAGCACCUGUUGUCCAUACUGAAACAAAAACUAUAACAUAUGAAUCCUCUGAGGUGGAUUCUAGUGCUGACUCUGAACCAGGAGUUCUGAUGAGUGCACAGACUAUUACUUCUGAAACUACUAGUACUACAACUACUACACAUAUCACCAAAACAGUGAAAGGAGGCAUUUCAGAGACAAGAAUUGAAAAGCGAAUUGUGAUAACAGGUGAUGCAGACAUUGACCAUGAUCAGGCGCUGGCUCAGGCAAUUAAAGAGGCCAAAGAGCAGCACCCUGACAUGUCAGUGACCAAAGUAGUGGUACAUAAAGAGACAGAAAUCACACCAGAAGAUGGGGAGGAUUGAUACAGGUAAGAGGAAUAGAUUUUUUCCAGGCACUCAUAGACUGGCAUGUGACAAAGAUCAUUCCUUCUCCUUGAACCCAUCAUUAAUCGUUUCUAUUUAUUCUUUCUGGCAUUUUGUACUCUCUCUUGUACAAAAAAAAAAGAGAAUGAUUUGGCUAUUUAGGUUAACUUUAUGGAAUAGAACAUUUUUUGAUUGUGUUAAUGCCAGUUAGAGAAAUAGGAGGAACCCAUUUGCUUGUGUCUGCUUGCUGGUUGCUAUGCAUAUUCCAUGAAAUAGCUCUGUAAAUUGACAGUCCUGAAGAUUGCUUAUGCAAAGUUUGUGGGCAAAGAAAGCAUUUUCUCUAAUUGUAAAAUACUGUUCUGCCUGAGAAAGCUUGCAAGUAUGUUGAACUGAAAUACCAGUAUUUUAAGUUUUGACUGUAAAGUUGUUUGUGAAUAACCUUUUUUAAACUGUUCAUUUUUCUACGUUUCCUAAUAAGUUCUGGCAAUUUUUAUGAUUGUUUCUUAAAAGGAGACAAUAACAUGCAAUUUUUUGCUGCUGUGAUUGAAUAAAAGCAUGCCGACAAAUUCUUGCUAAAUUAGCAUUGGAGUGUUAAAUGCAGCUACUAUAUGCAUGUGCUAGAAUAUGUUUGGCAUACUAACCUGCUAUUGCAAGAUUUAGUGAUACUUGUACUCUCUACAAAAGCUGAAUUGUGUGUAAAAAAGAAGAGAUGGCUUUUAUUUUGUUUGAACUGCUUGUAUAAUCUUAAUUUCAAAGACGUUUUCCUUAUGUCCAUAUAAAUUAUGUGUUAUUACAUUAAAUAUUAGCAUUUUCAAAAAUCAGUUGCUGUUGCUUUAGCAAUAUGUGAGGAAGUUGAAAAUAAGAGACGGAACAAAGAAAGAUAAGUCUUGGAGGAAUUAUUUAUAGAAGAACAUUUGGGAAUUACAAAUACUCUAUUUAUUGUAUUUUUCGGAGUAUAAGACACACACACACACACACACACACACACAC